AUGUUUGCUGAUAUCAAUUAAAUCCUAUUGGUUUGUACCUGUUGGAACUUAACGGUAUUAUGCUAGUUAGAGGGGUUUGAGUCUACUAAAAUAUCAAAACAGAAGUCGUGCAAGAGUAAACCCCUUUCUGUGAUAAAUGCUUAUUUCAUACAAAUGUUUAGUCAAGAAGAAAAGUGUGGCAACCGUGAUUACAUUAUCUGUGAGGAAUCCAAUCUUUGAAAAACUGCAUUUAAGUUGCAAAUACUUUUUAAUCAAAAUUGUAUAACUUUGGUAAUGUCUGACGAAGAUGAUUAUAUGUCGGAUAAGUUCCUUUGUGGAGACGUUCGGCCUAGCCUUGUACAACAACCCAAUAAAAAAAGACAGAUUUCAUUGGAGGAGAAGAAAAAUGAACAUAUUAAGCGUCAAAAGCAAGAAAGUAUGGCACGCAAAGGAAUUGUGAAUAAUAAAUCAUUAGAAGAAUCGCUCAAAAAGCCAAUAGAGAAUCAGAACAAGGGCUUUCAAAUGCUUGCUAAAAUGGGCUAUAAACCAGGGGAGGCACUUGGCAAGAAAAUGUCUGGUGAAGAAACAGAUAGCCGCCUUAUUGAGCCAAUUGGUAUCAGCAUAAAAUCUGAUAGAGGUGGUUUAGGCCGUGAAACAGCGUUACGUGAUUUAGCCGAACGUCGACGACAAAAACGUGAGCAACAGCUACGAAAUCGGCUCGUUGGAGGUGAAACUGUAACGGUAGAACAAUUUCGUAAACGUGCACAGGAAAAAGCCGACGAGCGAUUUGCAAUUGGUGCCUUAAAGCGAAGUCAGUUAUCCUGUGAAACAUUGGAUUUAGAGAACGGCAUCAAAGAAGCCGAGCUUAGUUGGUUUUGGCCUGAACGCAAUGAAAACGUAAAUGAGGAAGGUUCGGACGAAGUAGCCAACGAAACGAAUGAAAGCGCUGGAGUGAAUGAUAAUGAGGAAGAAUAUACCUCCGCGGAGAAAUUAGAAAUACUUACCAGUUAUUUGCGCACAUCGUACAAAUUUUGUUUCUGGUGUGGGGUACGUUACAAAGAUCAAGAUGAUAUGAACAGCAAUUGUCCGGGAGAAUCGCGGGAUGAACAUUAAAUAAUGUUUUCAAUCGUAAUCAAAUAAGUUAACGGGAUAAUUCGACUUAUUGUUAUUCUAUUUAUUUUAAGAAAUAUAGAAAACUACUUUAAGCUAAAA
Messenger RNA from Bactrocera dorsalis (oriental fruit fly), 1191 nucleotides. Its product is annotated as G patch domain-containing protein 11. The record is from RefSeq and is a predicted model, not a curated record. Gene Ontology annotation, cellular component: kinetochore. Gene Ontology annotation, molecular function: nucleic acid binding. The coding region runs from base 274 to 1092 and encodes 272 amino acids. NCBI's taxonomy places the organism in Eukaryota, Metazoa, Arthropoda, Insecta, Diptera, Tephritidae. The transcript has 3 exons.